This is a messenger RNA of Cladocopium goreaui, 3243 nucleotides long. The record is from the annotation of a GenBank genome assembly. Lineage: Eukaryota; Dinophyceae; Suessiales; Symbiodiniaceae.
AUGUUUGUGACGGGCAUGACAGUGUCACGGCAUGGGAACACUGUGCUCAUCGAAGCUGGAACUGCCGUGCACAAGACAGCUCAAACAAAAGAACGAAAGACGAUGCUUUUGCCGCUGAUGGCACUGGGCCAUGCUCUCAGGUUGGACAAAUCCUGGGGUGAGCGUUGGAUUCAUGUCAUGUCAAGGCAGUUUGCUGACAGUAGGAAACUAUAUGUGCUGCCAGCUUACAGUGAGCAAUCCAAUCGAUGGCUUACACGGCCUAUGACGACAGGAGAGGGGGUCUUGUGGCUGCGUGGAAUUGUGGGCCUGCGUUGCCGUACAGGUGACAGCUUGACAACACACAGCCUGAAAACCACGCUUCUUUCGUGGGUGACCCUGUUUGGAUUGAUGAGCUUUGAUCAACGACGGGUGCUGGGACAUCACAUUGAUGCUGGACUUGCCAGCCCUUUGACCUACGGUAGGGACAAUGUAGCGCCUUUGCAGGUCAUUCUUGCGAAGCUCUUGAGACAAGUGGCACAAGGGGAACUGGACCCUGAUGCUCCCAGGGUGCAGAGAAUCGACAAAGAGUUGGAGAUUCGUGAGACCCUUGACGACUUGGAAGCUGACCAGGAAGGCGUUGUUUUUGGCGUCCAAGCUCAGCCUCAUGAUGACGUAGAUGAGAUGGAUGAUGCCUAUGAGGCUGAUGAGAUGGUCGACAAGGCCUUUGGAGGCCAAAGGGUGUACAUUGCUGCUUCCAGGGCUGAUGGGAGGCUCAAACAACACCAAGUUUCUGGUGUCCUUCACUUCAUCGGCCUUGACGACAAAUUUGUUUGCGGGCGAGGCAUCAACGGGUUCUAUGAAGAUGUAGCUGAUGAUUUGGCACAUGAUUGGCCGAUGUGUCAGCAGUGCCGGAAGGCAAUGGGAGAAGAAGCUGUCAAUGAACAGCCGCUCAUUGAUGCCCUUACAAAAAUCCUUACUGUAGAGCCAGGACCUGCAGAACUGGCCAGUUGGAGGCGGCUUUAUUUUGAAUGCCAUACAGCUGCAAUGACGGAGCUUAAAACCAGAUUGGAAAGGAAAGAUGAUGAGGCGCCGAGAAAACUCCUCAUGCCAGAACGCAUUGAGCGGCUUGAACGUGCCAAACGGGCGCUCAGUGGCAUUACAAUUGAUGCACAGCUGGAACCGGCCCACAGACUAGUUGAUGCAGCAGUCCAACAGGCAGAAGACAGUACAGUGCGAUAUAUUCCCCUGAAGGAUUGCCUGUCAAGGGAGUCAGAGCUGUUGCAUAGCAAGACAGAGCUCUCCAUCGAAUUUUCGGCAGAUGGAACCAUGAAAUUGGGAAAGAAACAGGCUGAAAUUCAGGCAGAGACUUCAGGGGAUUUGCGAGUGAAGAUGGCGAUGCAACGCAGAGCUUUGGCAUACCAUAUUGCAGGCAUUUGCAACUUCCAGGCCAUUGAUGCAUUGGUACAACGGAUGUUUUCCCUGAUGACAAAGGAACCAGUGAGAGGUUUCCGUGCUGUGUCCCUGCAACAAGUUGUCAACGCAGACAGAGAGAUGUGGAUGCAGGCUGCCCAGAAUUCCAGAGGCAAAACAUUGGCUGACCCAACUCGACCUUUGGAUGAGAUCCUGGAGAAGGCCUUCAACUCGCCGGAGACCAGCUACCACCUCCUACCAUUGCCAGCCUCAUCCAAAGGCAGUGGAAAGCCUGAGCCAUCAGCCGACACACCCAGGAAGCCUGCACCAAAGCGGCCUCUGCCAGGCCCCAAAGGAGGGGCGCCUUCCAAGAAGGGCAAGGGGAAAGGCAUUGACUUACCCCAGGGCUGCGCACCGGAGACGGGAUCGGGUCAAAGGAUUUGCUUCCAAUUCAAUCGGAAGAGGUGCAACCACCAGGACAAGGACAAGUGCGUCAGUCAACUGGAUGAAGCACGUAUCAACAGAAAGCAUGGUCUUGCCGCGCUUCCACCUAUUGUGGCUGAAUACAAACUGGUAACCGAUACAAUGCCUCCUGCGGAUACCCAGCACAAGGUACUCAGUGACGGGCCUCAACUGGUUAAUGCAAGACGCAAACUGGAAGUUUUGAAAAUAAAACGGCUUGCGGCCCAACUACAGCAAGAGGAGAAACGUCUGCAUGAAUCACUGGAUCCAGAGAUGGAAAAUUUGAUGAAAGACAAAAACCUGCUCCUUUGGCGCGAGCUAAUGGUUCAGACUGGGUUCGAUGACCCUACGCUGUUUGAUGAGUGCGUGGCAGGUUUCCGUUUGGUAGGGCAGGCUUCUUCCUCCCCUCAAUUUCCUCAUGGUUUCAUUCCUAUGCAACAGACGCCUGAAGAGUUACAACGGAAAGCAAUUUGGCUACGCAAGUCCAAUGCUGCCAAGUGCCGGUCGACUGGACGGCCAGAGCUGGACACGCUGGUAUGGAACCAGACCCUUGAGGUGUUGGGACGAACGUUAGACUUGCAAAGCGCUUACAAGCAGAUAGGUCCUUUCAUGCCAGACUUGUGGAACCGGGUGAUCAUGGUUUACGACCCCGAAAGCAAAGGACAAUACCUGGGAGCACCUCUCAAACCUGCUAUGAAGUUUUUGAGCAAUGUAGCGGCAUCUGGAUGGUGCGAUUCCAUGAAACCUUUACUGGCUGUAGCGAGCAUAUACACCAAGGCGGUCAUGCAGUAUGACGAACCUCGCUGCAUCUCCCUGAUGGAUCAGACAACGCCUUUGGUAGCCUUCACUGAUGGUGCGUGGGAACCUUCAGCUUCUUCGCCAGCAGGUGCCGGCAUUGUAUUGGUGGAUCCAGUCACUGGAAUCCGCAUUGCACACGAGGUAGUCGUACCUCCUUGCUUGGUGGAACACUGGAAGAGCAUGGGCAAAGCCCAACUUAUUUCUGAGCUUGAAUUGCUUCCUGUUGUUGUCUUCUUUGAACAGUACAAGGAAUUACGCAGUCGACGACGAAUUUUGCUUUUUGUGGAUAACAAUGCAAUCAGAGAUUCAGUUUCGAAAGGGACAUCGAAGUCACUUUCUGUUUUGGUGCUGCUGUCAGAGAUUCACCGCAUUUGGACGGAGAUUCAAUGUUUGUGUUGGGUGUCCAGGGUUCCUUCACUUUCGAAUGUUUCUGACCUGCCUUCUAGAGGAAAAGCAAAUCAAGCAGCCGCUGUAAUUGGUGGCACCAACGGCAAACCGCUGGACCCUUCUCCGAGACUUUGCGAUUUGAUUUGCGAUUCGAAUUCUUUUGUCCAGUUCAUGCGACAGCACCUGAAGACGAACAACAAAGUUUGA